Messenger RNA from Hyaena hyaena (striped hyena), 3518 nucleotides. It is a transcript of the gene CEP131, whose product is annotated as centrosomal protein 131. Gene Ontology annotation, molecular function: protein binding. The record is from RefSeq and is a predicted model, not a curated record. Bases 145 to 3402 code for a protein of 1085 amino acids. Gene Ontology annotation, biological process: intraciliary transport involved in cilium assembly; regulation of centrosome duplication; cilium assembly. Gene Ontology annotation, cellular component: centriolar satellite. The transcript is spliced from 26 exons. NCBI's taxonomy places the organism in Eukaryota, Metazoa, Chordata, Mammalia, Carnivora, Hyaenidae.
GCCAGGGCCAGGGCCAGGGCGCGAGGUCGUCAGCCUGAAGCCUGGGCCCCGGGCGUCCCACGUCGGAGGGCCUCGCACAGCCUCCGCGGGCCGCCCUCACGGGCUCCGGCCCAGGCCCGGCUCGCGCAGGGCCUCGCAGCCUCCAUGAAGGGCUCCCGGGCCGCCAGCGCCCCCUCCGGCCGCCCCGAGGGCAGCCCAGAAGGCGUGGAGCUGAGCCUGACUGGCCUCCCUCCGCCUGUGUCCUGGCGCCCCAGCAGCGCCUCGGCCUCGGCCGCCAAGCCCAUCGCCCGCUCCUUCUCCGCAGUCUCGGGCAGUGAGCCAAGGAGGAAGGCACUGGAGGCCACGGCGCCCGGAGGUUCCCGAUCCAUCAACAACCUUUGCAGAUCUAACAGCACCACGCAAGUCCACCAGCCGCCUGCCAGCGAGGCGUGCGCCGGCCCCCUCAGGCCAGCCGAGGACCCCCAGUUCCUGACACUCUUUGAGGGAAGCCCUGGUGGGAAAAAGAGGCUGGCUGGUCUGAGCAAGGCCCCCGGUGAGAGGGGGGCCACGUGGAAUGUCCUGGAUGACCACCCCAGGGCCUUCGCCUCGCCGCCCGACUCUGGGAGCCCUGGCACCCCCGGCGCGCCGCUGGGCCCCCGGAGGAGAGAGUGCACCGUCCCGCUGGCCCCCAGUUUCACUGCCAACAACAGGAGCAACAAGGGCGCGGUGGGCAACCGUGUCACCACCAUGCUGCACAACCGCUACAGCCCCUCGGAGAAGGCGCCGCCGCCCAAGAGCUCCAACCACGCGGCCCCCUCCCUCAACAACAUCCUCAAGGCGGCCACCGGUGAGGGGGACAGCAGCAGCUCUGGGAAGCCACACAAGAAUUUCUCCAGCAGCAACCCUGUGGCCCAGAACAACACGGGGGGGCCCCCAGGCCCGUUCAGACGGAAGGAGGUGACAGAGGAGGAGGCCGAGAGGUUUAUCCACCAGGUGAACCAGGCUGCCGUCACCAUCCAGCGCUGGUACCGCCAGCAGCGGCAGCGGCGCCAAGCCAGAGCUGCCCGCCAAGGGCACCCGCCCGCAUUGAGGCGAGAGGAGCAGCGGCAGCAGCUGGGAGACGGGAGCCCCCUGAGCCUGCACCAGCAGAAGGAGGCGGCCAGGAGGAAGGUCCGGGAGGAGAAGGCGCGCCAGGCCAGGCGAGCGGCCAUUCAGGAGCUGCAGCAGAAGCGAGCCCAGGAGUCAGGCGCCCCUGAGCUCGGGCUGCUGAAGGAGGCGCGGGAGCCGGAGAAGCCCCAGCCUGCCCGGGAGCCGCCCCUGAGGCCCGGCAGCUCUGCUCAGGCCCACCAGACCCACAAGGCCAAUAACGCCAAAGCCGGAGUUGGCUUCCGUACCGCAGGCGCAGAGGACCCCCGCCAGCCGGCCUCCAACCCCUCCCCAGAGCCCCGGCAGUUUCCAGAGAACAAGCCUCAGGAUGCCAGCUCCCAGGACGUGGCCAGUGAGGAUCUGGAGGUGGUGGGCCCUGCCCAGGGCAAGGCCCAGUCCAGGGCCACCCUGGAUGAGCUGCUGGCCACACUAAGGCUGCUGGAGGAGGAGCCCGAGCCGCUGCCCAACCCCAGGGCCUAUCACAGGGACAAAUCCUCCUGGACCAAUGAGGAGGAUGAUGCCAGCCCCCUGACGGCAGACAACCUGGAGAGGUUCCGGAAGCUCGGCACGUGCGCCAGUCCCCCCGAAGACGGGACUCUGCUCUCGGAGGCCAAGCUGCAGAGUAUCAUGAGCUUUCUGCACGAGAUGGAGAAGUCAGGGCAGGACCGGCCGGCCUCAGCCCCCCAGGGGCUGGUGCCGGACGAGGGGCGCCUGGAGCCCACGUCCACGGUGAGCUCUUCUGUGAUGCGGCUGAAGCUGGAGGUGGAGGAGAAGAAGCAGGCGGUGGGGCUGCUGCAGAAAGCGCUGGUGCAGCAGCGGGACCUCACUGUCCGGCGGGUCAAGGAGACGGAGAAGGAGCUGGGCCGGCAGCUGCGGCAGCAGAGGGACCACUACGAAGCCACCAUCCAGCGGCACCUGUCCUUCAUCGACCAGCUGAUUGAGGACAAGAAGGCCCUGGCGGAGAGGUGCGAGGCCGUGGUGGUGGAGCUGAAGCAGGGCGACCAGAGGCGCAGGGACAGGGAGGCCCAGGUGCAGGAGCAGCACGAGCUGGAGAUUAAGAAACUCAAAGAACUAAUGAGCGCCACCGAGAAAGUCCGCAGAGAGAAGUGGAUCAAUGAGAAAACCCGAAAAAUCAAGGAGAUUACGGUCCGAGGCCUGGAGCCCGAGAUCCAGAAGCUGAUCGCCCAGCACAAGCAGGAGGUGAAGAAGCUCAAGAGCCUGCACGAGGCGGAGCUGCUGCAGGUGGAGGCGCGCGAGGCCCAGCGCUACGGGCGCCAGGUGGAGGAGCUGCGGGAGCACCUGCAGCAGGAGAAGGAGGCGCUGGGCAGGCAGGAGCGGGAGCGCGCCCAGCAGCGCUUCGAGGAGCACGUGGAGCAGGAGCAGCGGGCCCUGCAGCAGCAGCGACGGCGGCUCUACAGCGAGGUGGCCGAGGAAAAGGAGCGGCUGGGCCAGCAGGCAGCCAGGCAGCGGGCGGAGCUGGAGGAGCGGAGACAGCAGCUGGAGGAGAGCAGCGCCGCCGAGGGCCGGGCGCUCAGGGCCGAGUUUGAGAAGGGGCGAGAGGAGCAGGAGCGCCGGCACCAGAUGGAGAUGAAGGCCCUGAAGGACCAGCUGGAGGUCGAGCGACAGACGUGGGCGGCCAGCUGCGCCCAGAAGGAGGAGGCCUGGCUGCUGAACCGGGAACGCGAGCUGAGGGAGGAAAUCCGGAGAGGCCGCGACGAGGAGAUCGAGCUGGUCAUCCACCGGCUGGAGGCGGACAUGACGCGCGCCAGGGAGGAGAGCGAGCGGGCCGCCGAGAGCCGCCUCAGGCGCAUCCGGGACAAGUACGAGACGGAGCUCUCGGAGCUGGAGCAGUCGGAGCGGAAGCUGCAGGAACGCUGCGCGGAGCUGAAGGGGCGCCUCGGGGAGGCCGAGGGGGAGAACCUGCGCCUGCAGGGCCUGGUGCGGCGGAAGGAGAAGGAGCUGGCCGAGGUGGCGGCGGUGAAGGAGCAGCUGGCCAGUGAGCGCAGCAGCCUGGCCGAGGUGCUCCGCCAGGAGUUCGCCGAGCGGCUGGCAGCCUCGGAGGAGGACGCGCGGCGGGCCAGGGCCCAGCUGGAGCAGCUCACGCGGGAGAAGCAGGCGGAGCUGGAGGAGGUGCACGGGAGGGUGAAGGCAGCCCUGGCAAAGAAGGAGGAGGCCGUGCGCAGCCUCUGGAAGCAGCAUGAGGCUGCAGUGAAGCGGGCUGACCACCUGGAGGAGCUGUUGGAGCAGCGCAAGCGGCCGUUGCCCAGCGCCAAGUGACGGAGCACAGCCGGGAUGGGAUGGUGGGCCCUUCCCUCCCUCUGCCCCAGGGUCAGGUCGUCCUGAGGUUAGAGCCCUGUAGCUGCAUUUUGAUAGUAAAGAGAUGUUUUUAAUAA